Messenger RNA from Caenorhabditis briggsae, 1548 nucleotides. The coding region runs from base 1 to 1548 and encodes 515 amino acids. The record is from RefSeq and is a predicted model, not a curated record. Lineage: Eukaryota; Metazoa; Nematoda; Chromadorea; Rhabditida; Rhabditidae. The transcript has 3 exons.
AUGAGCCCAAGAACGUCGGUUCAACAUCGCCGAUCAGCGAAAAAUCACCAAGGAAAUUGCAUUCAUGAUAUAGACCAACAAAGUGACCCACUUCAAUCUCAAGACAGCAACUACUCUCGUGCUCUCCGUAAACGAUCGCCAAAAGCCGAAAAAACAGGCAAAAAGAAAAAAGAGACGACAUCUGAGCAAUUGUUCCGUCUCUAUGUCGACAAGAAUGGUGUAAUGCAAAAUGGACGAGUGUUGAGACAAGUGAUGAUAAGCACCAGUACCCAAAACUAUCAGAUUUUUGUCCCUGACCAACCUCCGAAAAAAUGCACAUCCGUAACUAGAAACAGUACUGACGUGAAAAAGGAAGGCAAGCCUAUUUGGGCGCCGUCAGCGGAGAUGCGGAAUUCGGAAAAGGACGAUGUUCGAAAUGUGUACUUGAAAACUUUGUGGAGACAGUAUCGGGGUCAUGUGAAGAUUGACGACGCAUUCAGACACUUGAUGGAUAACGAAUAUGAUCUUGUGAAGACGUUCCGAAAUAUUGAUCAACUUUUGAGAACGCUUCCAGAACCUUCCGAAGGUAUUACCGGUGUCCAAGUCGACUAUUUUCGACCGCUGAUGAAGGAUCAGAAGGCGUUGGGUGAUGUGAAGGCGAAGAAGAAUGGCCGCCGCUACAGCCCAGCCGACCUUGCCGUGUUCUAUCACCUCCUGAAGAAUCGAGACACAAAUAUCGAUUUUCCAAACGACUGGAAUAACAAAGAUCCAAUGGUUCAACCCGUGGAAUUUGAGCAAAGAUGGUCAUGCUCGAACUGCAUGAAGCGAUUUCGGAAUUUUCAAAACCGACGGCUAUGUCUCAUUUGUAUAACAUAUGAAGAGCUGACAGGCGGUGAGGAGUUUCCAGCAGACGACGUGCAUUUGUACAAAGAAGAGCAGAGGAAAUUGGAUGAAUGGAAUCGGAUUGAAGAGGAGAAGGAGAUCAAAUUGACACGAGAGGAAAUGGAUCGAUAUUUUGUGAAAAGAGAGGAGAGAAAGUUGAAAAGAUGGAGAAGAGGAGAGCUGUAUGGGGUGGAAUGGGAGCAUUUGAGAAAGUAUUAUAUCAUGGAUGGCCGGAAGAUUCCACUGGAGAAGCUGGAAGGCAAUCGGUUGGCGCAGUUGCUCAGGAAAACAGAAUUGCCCAAGUUGGAAGGGCCUACAGAGGAGGAGGAGGAUGCGUGGAUGGACCCGAUAGAAGAUUCUACAAGGUCGUCAGAAUCCGGAGAGUCGGAAGCCACGUCAUCAGCAUCUAAGGCAAACUUGAAGAAGCCUGAGGAUCCCAAAGAGUCGAAAAAAGUGUCAAAAAAGCCAUUAUCGGAUCUCAAAGAGUCGAAAAAAGGUCCAAUGGAAAAGUCUAAAAACCAAAUAAAGCCAUCAUCGAAUCCCAAAGAGUCGUUAGAAGGUUCGAGAAAGAGCAAAAAGUCAUCAGAUUCGAUUUCGUCCUCUGAAUCGUCUGAAGAAAAUGAAUCGAAUUCUAGAAAAAGAAAAAAUGAAUCGAAAAGCGAGGCAAAACAGAAGAAGAGGCGAUAG